AUGAUAGACUUUACUCACCAGUUUCCAUCAAACUCCCCUCACUACUCCUCCACUCUCCUUAUUACAAACCACUUUCCAUUAAACUCCCCUCACUACUCCUCCAUUCUCCUCAUUACUAGCCAAAUUCCAUCAGAUCUCCUCCAUUCUACUCAAACUCUCUUCAGAUCUCCUCCAUUCCACUCACAUCUCCUCCAUUCCACUCAGAUAUCCUCCGCUCUACACAGAUCUCCUCCAUUCUACUCAAACUCUCCUCCAUUCUACUCAGAUCUCCUCCAUUCUACAUAG
Messenger RNA from Trichomonas vaginalis G3, 285 nucleotides. RefSeq lists its product as uncharacterized. Bases 1 to 285 code for a protein of 94 amino acids. NCBI's taxonomy places the organism in Eukaryota, Parabasalia, Trichomonadida, Trichomonadidae. The record is from RefSeq and is a predicted model, not a curated record. The transcript has a single exon.